Molecule: messenger RNA, 633 nt
Organism: Nelumbo nucifera (sacred lotus)
Lineage: Eukaryota; Viridiplantae; Streptophyta; Magnoliopsida; Proteales; Nelumbonaceae
Biological process (GO): root development; shoot system development
Source: RefSeq, a predicted model, not a curated record
AUGACCUCAAAUUCUUAUCCUACUGCUACUAGUAUUGAACAAGAGCUGAGCAGGCUUAGAGCCUUAGAGUUGUCAACAGUACCAGGAUUCCCAUUGAAGGCAGAAUCAAUCUGUGUUGCUGUGUUGGGUCUUGUUGAAUUGUACAAAUGUGUAGAGAAUUUUCUUCAGAUGCCACAAACGCAGCAGAUCCAGGUCCACCAUCAACCAGAGGGUUGGGUGGAUGAGUUGAUAGAGGGGUCAGUGACAUUAUUAGAUAUAGGUGGGACUGCAAGGGACAUCUUGUUGCAGAUGAAGGAAAAUGUAAAAGAUCUUCAAUCAGCAUUUCACAGAAGAAAAUUUGAAGAGAAGGUGUUGGGUAACAUGGUUGCCUCAUACACUUCCUUUAAGAAAAGGGUAAAGAAGGAUGCUGGCACCUGCCUUAAAACAUUGAAACGACUGGAACAGAAAUAUGUAGCCUGUCUUCUCUUAGAUCAUGAUUAUGACUCAGCAGUGGUGGUUAGGGUCUUAAGAGAAGUAAGUAGUGUUGCAAUUUCUAUCUUUCGCGCUCUGUUGUUGUUCUUGUCCACACCGGUGUCAAAGCCAAAGGUCGGUAGAUGGAGUUUGGUGCCCAAGUUGAUGCAAAGGGGGGAGUAG